CGCGGAGCGGCGGAGCCGGGACCCGGAGCCGCGCUCGGUCUCUCGCCGCCGCCCCCCCGCCUCCCCCGCCUCCCCCGGCCGGGCCGGGCCGGGCCGCCCGCCCCGCCCCGCCGCGCCGCCCCGCCGCGCCCCCGCCCCCGCCGCCGCCCCGCCGCGCCGCGCCGCCCCGGGCCCAGCCCGAUGCCCGGCGGCGGGCGGAGGUGAAGGAGCGAGCGGGCGCUGGAUCCUCCCGGCCGCGGCCCCCGGGGCCCCGGGCAGGGAACAAAGGGCCAUGGCCGAGGGGGCUCCCGCUCAGGCGCCGGAGCCAGUGCUGCCGCCGCGCUGCCCCUCACCCCUGCGGCCACUGGCCGGCCCCGAGCGCACCUCGGAGCGGGAGACGCAGACGGCUGAGUUGUCCUUGACGGUGGUGGCGGCCGUGCAGGCGGUGGAGAGGAAGGUGGACUCCCACUCCACCCGCCUGCUGGACCUGGAAGGUCGGACGGGGAUGGCGGAGAAGAAGCUGAUCGAUUGCGAGAAGACGGCAGUGGAGCUGGGGAACCAGCUGGAGAGCAAGUGCGCGGCACUGGGCACCCUCAUCCAGGAGUACGGGCUGCUCCAGCGGCGCCUGGAGAACAUGGAGAACCUCCUCAAGAACAGGAACUUCUGGAUCCUGCGGCUGCCCCCUGGCAGGAAGGGGGAAGUCCCCAAGGUGCCGGUGACGUUUGACGAUGUGUCCGUCUAUUUCAACAACAAGGAAUGGGAGAAGCUGGAGGAGUGGCAGAAGGAGCUGUACAAGAACGUGAUGAAGGGGAACUAUGAGUCACUGAUCUCCCUGGACUAUGCAAUUUCCAAACCUGGUGUUUUGUCUCAGAUUGAGCAAGGAGAGGAAUCGCGGGUCAGGAACGAGCAGGACUUGGAGGAGAGUGAGAUCAUUACCGAUGCCACCGCAGCUGGUAUAAGGGUAGUGAUCAAAACGGAGGAGCUCCUUCCUGAGGACAGCCCUGAGAACCCGGAGCUGCAUGGGAUGUCAGGGCAGUCGGAGGGGAGCUUCCAGAGUCCGGACGAGGAGGCAGCCUGCGAGAGCCCCUAUGGCUCCGUCUCCCCGCCGAGGGACCUCCCAGGGACCAGCCUGGGUGACUCGUCUGAGUAUGUAGCUGACUUCAAUGAGAUCCAGAGAGUCAUCGUUCACCACGGGAGCUGCACAGGUGUGUAAAAGACUGCCUCGUCCCACCCGGUGACCCUAAUGCUGUUCCGGUUUUCCCCCUCAGAGGAUGGGAUCGUGAUCAAGACAGAGGAGGAGGAGGAGGACGACGACCCUGACACCCUGGAGCCGUGCACCAUG
Molecule: messenger RNA, 1321 nt
Organism: Falco peregrinus (peregrine falcon)
Lineage: Eukaryota; Metazoa; Chordata; Aves; Falconiformes; Falconidae
Product: zinc finger protein 398-like
Exons: 6
Coding region: 272-1192 (306 amino acids)
Biological process (GO): regulation of DNA-templated transcription
Source: RefSeq, a predicted model, not a curated record